Anoplophora glabripennis (Asian longhorned beetle) is the source of this 3747-nucleotide messenger RNA. RefSeq names its product guanylate cyclase 32E (gene Gyc32E). Lineage: Eukaryota; Metazoa; Arthropoda; Insecta; Coleoptera; Cerambycidae. Bases 1 to 3747 code for a protein of 1248 amino acids. Gene Ontology annotation, molecular function: guanylate cyclase activity; ATP binding; peptide receptor activity. The transcript is spliced from 23 exons. Gene Ontology annotation, biological process: protein phosphorylation; receptor guanylyl cyclase signaling pathway; cGMP biosynthetic process. The record is from RefSeq and is a predicted model, not a curated record.
AUGGAACUGUCAACAAAACUACCAAUCAACCUACUCCUUAUAAUAAUUCUUCAAAAUACCACUAGAACAAAUGCCGGUUCAAAUGGGUCCAGUCUAACACCAGAAGUGAGCUGCAAGACCGAGUCGGACAAGCCCGAGGAGAAGCCCAAGAACACCUCUGACUACACCGUCCUCUACGACUACCUGACUGGGACAGGUGUUCACAAUUUCAGCGAGCACGUCACCAUAGGGUUUCUGGGUGCCUAUAGACAAGCCCAGGUGGUGCUCGGAGCGCUCCCACUGGCUGUGGAUGCGGUCAACGAAGAUAAAGAGCUACUCCCUGGACGGCACUUGAGUUAUGUGGCGGCAGACAUCGGAACCAACCCCCCAGCUUUGGGGGUGGCACGUAGCAAGUCCUCUUUGGCAGCCCACGCCAUCAGGGUUAUGACAGAGAUGAGGGACAACGGCACCAUCGCUUUCAUAGGCCCCGACGACACGUGCUCCUCGGAGGCCCUGGUCGCAGCCGCCUGGAAUCUGCCCAUGAUCUCCUACAGAUGCAGCGACACCAGAGUAUCCGACAAAAGGAUAUUCUUUACCUUCGCCAGGACCCUGCCGCCAUCCAGCAAGGUGUCCAAAAGCGUGGUCGCCCUUCUAAGAGCAUUUCAGUGGCACCGCUUCGUGGUAGUUUCCGGCUCACACCCAGCUUCCGGGAGCGAGGUUCAAGAAGCCAUUGAGGAGCUUUCAAUUAUACAUGGUCUGACAGUCACAGAUACCAAACAGUAUUCCGAUUACAUCCCAGAGUACAUCGAACAGAUGGAGAACAUUGUAGCAGAUACAUAUCAGAAGACCAGGGUUUACGUGUUCGUUGGGGAGCACAUAGCGCUGAUCGACUUCAUAAAAUGCCUGCAGAAGCGGAAGCUGCUCGAUACCGGCGACUACGUGGUGAUAUCAGUGGACGAUGAGAUCUACGACCCCAACAGGAGGAUUAAGAUCAUCAGGAGAGAUUACUUGGAUCCCUUCUUGAGAGAGAGCUGGGGCAACGGCAGCGACGUAAUGGGUUUUAGAUCGGUGCUCAAGCUGACGCCCUCACAUCCCAGAAAUCCGAAUUACAAGUACAUCUGCGAAAAAAUCAAAGCAUCCUCUGCAAAACCACCGUUCUGUGUUCCUUACCACCACAAAAUCUUCGAUAGUAUAUCGGUUCCUAUCCAAGCAGCCUACUUGUACGAUGCUGUGAUGAUCUACGCGCGAGCCUUGACGGAAGUCUUUCAGAACAACGAAGACCCAAGAAAUGGAACCGCGAUCCUACGUAGAAUUAUUAAUAGGUCCUACCAUUCCAUACAAGGCUACGACGUAUUCAUAGACGGGAAUGGCGAUGCAGAGGGAAAUUUCACUGUAGUGGCUCUUUUGGAUGACAAAGAGAUGAAUGGGACUUUGAGGAUGAGUAUGCAACCCGUCGGGUAUUUCCAGUACCAGUCAAAUGGAAGCAACAAGAGUUCAGCCCUUCCUGAAUUCAAGUAUUUGGAUCUGGACAGACCGAUUCAAUGGGUGGGAGGGCGAUUGCCGCGAGCUGAACCGAAGUGUGGGUUUUCCGGGGAAAAAUGCAUCUACGAAAUCGACUGGAAGCUUGUCGCAAGCAUGAUACUGGUCUCUACUAUAGUUGCCGUUGGGGUACUAUUCGCUCUCAAGCAUUAUCGUUACGAGCAAAAAUUGGCCUGUCUCCUAUGGAAAAUCGAUAUGAGAGAUGUCACCAUAAUUCCCACAGAAACUGCCGAAGUGUCGACUAGAAAUAGGAAUAUGAUCAGGGUCUGCCGACACAGUGUCUUUCACGCGCCCACGAGCAGCAUCGUCGAUACGUCCGAACAAUCGCCCAAAAGGGCAUACACCACCAUAGGGCUCUACAAAGGGAACAUAGUGGCGAUCAAGUACCUGCACAAGAGACACGUUGACCUGACGAGGUCUAUAAGAAAAGAACUGAAACAGAUUCGUGAAGUCAGACACGAAAACCUGAUCCCCUUUAUCGGCGCCAGCGUGGAUCACGCCCACGUCGCCAUUCUGACGGCGUAUUCAGCUCGGGGAAGUCUGGAGGACGUCCUAGCCAAUCAGGACCUCAACUUGGACAAUAUGUUUGUUUCCUCUCUGGUAUCGGAUAUACUGAAGGGUAUGAUAUAUUUGCAUGACAGCGAAAUCAUAUCUCAUGGCAACCUGAGAUCCAGCAACUGCCUGAUUGACAGCAGAUGGGUGCUACAGAUAUCUGACUUUGGACUGCACGAAUUUAAAGCUAACCAAGACGAUCCAGAAUGGAAAACCAAAGAGCUCCGGAGGCUGUUAUGGCGAGCUCCAGAACUCCUGAGGGAUUCUUCCCCACCUUCCAGGGGUACCCAGAAGGGAGACGUCUACUCCUUCGCUAUAGUACUGUACGAAAUCAUCGGCAGGCAUGGGCCAUGGGGAAAAAUUAACAUGGAACCACAUGAAAUCAUUCGUGGAGUGAAGAAGGAGAACCAGGAGAUUCCCUUAAGGCCCCCGCUUGAGAACCUUGGGGCUGCAGAUUAUAUCAUAAGGUGUAUGAAGGCUUGUUGGCAAGAAGAAGCAGAACAGAGGCCUGAUAUAAGAUAUGUUAGGGUCAGACUCAAAGAAAUGCAGGCAGGUCUGAAGCCGAACAUAUUCGACAAUAUGCUGGCGAUAAUGGAAAAGUAUGCCUAUAAUUUGGAAGGGCUGGUACAAGAGAGGACCAAUCAGUUGACAGAAGAGAAAAAGAAAACUGACGCUCUAUUACAUAGAAUGUUACCCAAAUCGGUGGCAGAUUCGCUGAAGAAGGGCGAAAAAGUGGAAGCAGAGUCAUUCGAAUGCGUCACGAUAUAUUUCAGCGAUAUUGUAGGCUUCACAGAACUCUCAGCCGUCAGUACUCCACUACAAGUCAUCGAUCUACUCAACGACCUUUAUACAUGUUUCGAUUCGAUCAUAUCUCACUACGACGUGUACAAGGUCGAAACUAUCGGUGACGCUUACAUGGUGGUCAGUGGGCUCCCCAUAAGGAAUGGCGACCGACACGCUGGAGAAAUAGCUUCCAUGGCCCUGCAUUUACUGAGUAAAAUCAAGAAGUUCGAGAUCAAGCACCGUCAAGGAGAGGUUCUUCAGCUAAGGAUCGGAAUUCACUCAGGCCACGUGGUGGCUGGGGUUGUUGGGCUGAAGAUGCCCAGGUAUUGUCUGUUCGGAGACACCGUUAACACAGCUUCGAGGAUGGAAAGCUACGGGGAAGCCUUCAGGGUACACAUAUCCCACGCCACCUACAUGUUGCUUCAACGACUGGGGGGCUACACUUGCGAGGAAAGGGGGAUCAUUCAUAUAAAGGGUAAAGGAGAGAUGCACACUUAUUGGCUGGUUGGUGAAGAUCCUGGACAUAGACUUGCUAGGAUAAGGGAAGAAAUCGUUGGUUCGUCAUUAUUCAGUAGUGUAAGCUCUGAACGUAUUAGCAAAACUCCUGACCUUCUUAGAAGAACUGGCGUAAGUCUUGAAGACGAGCCUAGUCUGUAUGAACACUGUCCUUCGUCUCACUCCCAAUCGGUGUGUCCAGUGUUACAGCUGCAUCAGAGAGCCAGGAGGGCCUUCUAUCCUUGUAAUAGUCAGGACACUGUGGAUGGCAGCUACAAUAUGCUGUGUCCUGAGAUGUACAAGUACCACCUAUCCAGGCUGGACUAUGCCUGCUCUCACAGGAACCCCAGAUCUGCUCCUGCCAUCACGUUCACGGAAAACAAUGAGAAUUUUAUGUGA